AUGACACACAAUACGCUUCAAGGCGAAUAUCUACUUCUCGUUGCUGUUUCCCUGGCCCCAAUCGCGGAUCAGUUGCUGAAGUCGGUCCUCAAAGCUUAUCAGCCACACUUGCGUCAAAAACCCGGUCCCUGGGUCGCAAAGUUGAGCGGCUUCUGGCGCAUUGUAUCCGUACGUGACGGAAAUGUCCACGAGUCUUAUCGAGAACUUCAUAAGAAAUACGGUGCGAUCGUUCGAACGGCGUCAAAUGUCAUCGAUAUCUCGGAUCCCAGAGGGAUUGCAAGCACCUAUGGCAUCAACAGCAAGUUUAACAAGGUUAGGAAGCUCAGUUUUUAA
Messenger RNA from Pyrenophora tritici-repentis Pt-1C-BFP, 333 nucleotides. RefSeq lists its product as uncharacterized. The record is from RefSeq and is a predicted model, not a curated record. NCBI's taxonomy places the organism in Eukaryota, Fungi, Ascomycota, Dothideomycetes, Pleosporales, Pleosporaceae. Gene Ontology annotation, molecular function: heme binding; iron ion binding; oxidoreductase activity, acting on paired donors, with incorporation or reduction of molecular oxygen.